Molecule: messenger RNA, 1230 nt
Organism: Meyerozyma guilliermondii ATCC 6260
Lineage: Eukaryota; Fungi; Ascomycota; Pichiomycetes; Serinales; Debaryomycetaceae
Exons: 1
Coding region: 1-1230 (409 amino acids)
Cellular component (GO): dynactin complex
Source: RefSeq, a predicted model, not a curated record
AUGUCCAUACAUGGAACAUGUCCAAUCUUAUGCUCAUGUGGAUUCGAGCCUGAUAAUUGGGCAAAUUGGUGUGAGCAUAACAUAGCCGACUUAUACUUCUGUCCACAUUGCAAACAUCAUAAGUGUGAUACCUCCUGCAAACACAAGAUCGAAACCAAGGUUUGUAUUGGUUGUAAUCGAGAUUUCACUGGGACUCCGGAGCUGUAUUGUAACAGAAAUUGCUUUGUUUGUCCGUUGUGUUCGUCAAGAAUCAAAGUAUCUGCUUCAAAUGUGACAAGCGAGGACAAACCCGCAAAAUUGUUCAAGUUUGCUUGUGACAACUGCCCAUACACAUAUGAUACGGGAGUAGUCACUCGGCCACAACCCUUGCGUGCAAUUUUGCGGGGCCAGCUGCAAGUUUCAAUCACUUUUAGACAGUUCCAAAAGCAUUGGGUCGAAGACCAGUAUGAUUAUGGACAAAAGAUGUCGCCUGCGAGCCUUUCAAAUUUGAAAUUGUCAAAUAUAUCAAUCCCUCAAUCGGAGCUGAUGAAGUCUAUUCCCAUUGAUGAAGAUGAAGACAAGCAAGCACUGAAAAGUAUGGGUUCCAAAAUGCAAUUCGAUACAUCUCAACCAAAAACAACAUCCAACCUACAACCAUUAGCCCGGUUGCUCACUGCAUCUUGUUCUGUAUCAUGUUCCGAAUGCAAUCAUGCAUUGCUAUUACCCAAAGACUCGGGGCCUAGUCUCAAGUGGAAGGCAAGCGAUUACUAUCCAUCAAUCUCGGUGAUUCAAGACAAGCUUGACUUGAAAGUUGGUUCUUCGAACACAUUAUACUUUAGCAUUCAGAACCCGCUUUCUGAAGAUAUAAACGUCAGCAUUUCAUUUAACGAGCAUAUUCCCAAAACUUUCUUGAAGGAGGGAAGUAUAGUCACAGCUAUACCUGUCAAAAGUACCACGGUCACGGGAUCCCCAAAAGGGACCAAAAACAUACCCCGUCAUGAAACUCGUUCAUACUACCUAGAUUCCAUACCUCCUGAAACUGGUCCAGGAUGGUGCAUCCUUCCAUUGAUCGUCACAGUGGAAAAAUACGAACUGGACAAAGUGCAUCUUCAAAUCCCGGUGCAUUUUUCGAUCACCACCAGUCGGCCACUGACUGUUAAGGUAGCUGGUGAAUCUACCCAAAUUUGGAAAUAUGGUGCUUGGUACCUAUUAGAUUACGGAGUCUUCAAGGUCGAGCAAUCAGAAAUCUAA